Molecule: messenger RNA, 1378 nt
Organism: Erythranthe guttata (spotted monkey flower)
Lineage: Eukaryota; Viridiplantae; Streptophyta; Magnoliopsida; Lamiales; Phrymaceae
Biological process (GO): biosynthetic process
Cellular component (GO): cytoplasm
Molecular function (GO): L-kynurenine:2-oxoglutarate transaminase activity; pyridoxal phosphate binding
Source: RefSeq, a predicted model, not a curated record
AGCCGCAUCUCAGGCCCAAAAUUCUCCAUCACAAUGAAGAUAAGGCAGCAGCAGAAAAAAUAACGUCAAAAAUGGAGGAAAAACUAUCGUCUGUAGCCAAGACACUAACACCUUCCCCCAUCCAACAACUGUCCUACCUCGCUCAAAGAUGUAACGCCGUCAACCUCGCCGAGGGCUUUCCCGAUUUUCCGGCGCCCCUCCACAUAAAAAAUGCCGCCGUCUCCGCCAUCAAUUCCGACUUCAAUCAGUACAGACACGUGCAAGGAAUUUGCGACCACGUGGCAUGUAAGAUGAAGGAAAUGCAUGGAAUUGCAGUUGAUCCGCUUACAGAUAUCGUCAUUUGCUGCGGCCAGUCCGAGGCGUUUGCUGCAACGAUUUUCGCAAUAAUUAAUCAAGGCGAUGAGGUUAUACUUUUCGAUCCAUCAUACGAAACAUACGACACUUGUAUCAGGCUUGCUGGAGGAGUUCCUGUAUAUGUUGGACUUGAUCCACCACACUGGACACUGAAUUCGGAUAAACUGGAGAAGUCGUUUACUAACAAGACAAAAGCAUUAGUGUUGAACAGUCCUCACAACCCAACUGGAAAAAUCUUCACCAUGGAUGAGCUUGAGAUCAUUGCUGGAGCUUGCCGGAGAAGGGAUUUGCUUGCUGUAACAGAUGAAGUAUACGAACAUAUAACGUUUGACAAUGAAAGGCAUGUAUCACUUGCUUCACUACCUGAAAUGCAAUCGCGAACAGUCAUUACAUCUUCCUUGUCAAAAACUUUCAGUGUUACAGGAUGGAGAGUUGGGUGGGCAAUUGCCCCCACUUGCAUCGCCUCUGCAAUCAGAAACAUUCAUAUCAAGAUUACAGAUUCUGCUCCAGCACCUUUCCAAGAAGCAGCUUUGUCUGCCUUGACAAGUUUCCCUGCUUACUUCGAUUCAUUGAGAAGAGAUUAUGAAUCGAAAAGAGAUUGCAUUUUCGAUUUGCUCGUCAAGGUUGGAUUCAAGAUGCAAUUUAAACCGCAGGGUUCGUUUUUCGUAUUCGCAGAGCUACCUGAAAGCUGGCCUCUUUCUGAUGUAGAAUUUGUAGAGGAAUUAAUAAAGCAAGCAGGCGUAGUGGCAGUACCAGGUUGUGGGUUUUUUCAUGACAAUGCAUCUGCAGAUUUCGAAUCCCAGCGAUUUAUCAGAUUCGCGUUUUGCAAGAGCGACGAUACGCUAGCCAUUGCUUCUGCAAAGAUUAGUGAACUCGUGGAUGCUACUGGCAAUCUCAAGCUAUUUAAAAUAAAUCAAUAAAUUUUGAUUCCAGUAUAAGAUAGAUGCUUGAAUUGAAAUUUCGAUUUUGUCUUGUAGAAAUUGGAGUUGAACUUAUCUUUUUCAAUUUAGUAUUGUCAAAUCUA